AUGGGCAAAAGCGUCGUCGUCACCUACUUCGACCCAGCAACCAACGGCACAACCGAAAUCGGCGUCGUCGUUUGGCACGACCUGCCCGUGGUGAGAGACUACUUCGCCCGCUUCGAUAUCCCCUUGGUCAAGGCGAGCUUCGCCACACCAGGAGUCUCGACAAUCCACGCAGAUCUUCGCUCGGGCGAUAUCGUGGACGACUACAAACCCGCGAGUCCGAAUGCCGCCCUUGCCGCAUAUGCCGUGCAGCUUGCGAAGUAUCCGUUCCUUGAGGUCGGCUUCGACGUCCCCUAUCCAGUGCCGCCAGACCUCCUGCUCCCCUUUGGUGAGUUCGUGGAGAAGUACGCGAUCGAUGCGGCGAUGCAUACCGUCUUCGGCUACGCACAAGGCAUAGGAGAUCUCCUUCCGAUACCGACCAUCUACGUGAUGAAGCUCUUCGGGCUGGACGUGCUGCGAAACCUACGAGUCGGGUUCCUGACCACUGAAAGGCACAACAACGGGGAACUAUACGAGAAAGCGCAUCUCGAACUUGGCGACGACGCACUGCCGAGUAGCGAGGUCGUCAAAACAGACCGCGACGCAAAGGGCUACGCCACAGUAUUCGUAAAAUCCCCCUCUGGUCCAAAACUCAUCAAAGCCUCAACCCUCCUCGUCACAAUCCCCCCCAAACCAAAGAACCUCCGCAGCCUCGACCUCGACUCCACCGAGCGCUCCCUCUUCAGCCAGUUCACGCACGCAGGCUACUACAGCGCCCUCCUCUGCAAAACCGGCAUACCCGACACCGCCCGAAUCAGGAACAUCGGCGCGCAUACAGCGUACAACCUGCCCAUUCUGCCUGGGGUUUACUACUUCGCACCAACCGGCAUACCGGGUCUGCACGCCGUCAAGUACGGCAGUCCCGUAGAGAUGUCCGACGAGCAAGUGAAAGCGGACAUGAUUGCGACGCUUGAGCGGCUGAAGACAGCGGGGACGGUGCCGAGCGCGACGCCGGAGAGGGCGGAGUUUGUGGUGUUCAGGAGCUAUGCGCCGUUUGAGCUGCGCGUUCCGGCUGGCGCGAUUGAAGCAGGGUUCUACAAGGAGUUGUAUAAGCUGCAGGGGCGCAGGAGGACUUUUUAUACCGGCGCCGCGUUUCACGCACAUGAUUCCUCGUUGUUGUGGCUGUUUACGGAGGCGCUGUUGGCUCGCAUAGUUGCGUAG
This is a messenger RNA of Coniosporium apollinis CBS 100218, 1197 nucleotides long. RefSeq lists its product as uncharacterized. Lineage: Eukaryota; Fungi; Ascomycota; Dothideomycetes. Bases 1 to 1197 code for a protein of 398 amino acids. The record is from RefSeq and is a predicted model, not a curated record. The transcript has 2 exons.